Molecule: messenger RNA, 1339 nt
Organism: Syngnathus acus (greater pipefish)
Lineage: Eukaryota; Metazoa; Chordata; Actinopteri; Syngnathiformes; Syngnathidae
Gene: anxa3b
Product: annexin A3b
Exons: 14
Coding region: 141-1154 (337 amino acids)
Cellular component (GO): cytoplasm
Molecular function (GO): phospholipase inhibitor activity; calcium-dependent phospholipid binding; calcium ion binding
Source: RefSeq, a predicted model, not a curated record
CAACUCUCGCUCUGAUGGGCGUUGCCUUUUCCCUCAUUCGUGAAAAAAGUCCGUGAGCGUGACAUUCUGGAGUUUCACCACGGAUAUCAAGCUUGUCAUCGGAUUUAGCGUAGUGCAAAACUGAAUCCACUAGCACAAACAUGUCAGUUUGGGAUGAUUUGGAUUUGCUGUUGGACUCCCCCUCCUCACUGAGCGUGACAUCCAACGCAAGGGGAACUGUGAAGGACAACGCCAAUUUUAAAGUGGAAGAGGAUGUGGCGGCCAUAAGGAAGGCAAUAGAGGGCAUUGGCACAACAGAAAAGACCCUAAUCGAGGUGCUGACCCAAAGAAGCAACGCUCAGCGUCAACUCAUCGCUAACGCCUACGAGAAAGCCACGGGAAGAGCAUUAAUUGCUGAUCUGGAAGGUGACACCCAUGGAGACUUUGAGGAUUUGUUGGUGGCCUUAGUAAAACCUCCUGCCGUCUACGACUGUCAUGAGGUCAUCAAAGCCAUCAAGGGAGCAGGGACCACCGAGUGCUCGUUGACUGAACUCUUUGCAUCGAGAUCCAAUAGACAAAUCAAAGCCAUGUCUGACGAGUACCUGUCAGAAACGGGAAAAUUGAUGAUUCACGACCUCAAGUCAGAGGUGUCUGGAGAUUAUGGCAAAGCACUGCUCAUCUUGGCCGAAGGAAAGCGGGACGAGAGCCUCGGUGUGGAUUCAGCCCAAGCUAAAGCAGAUGCCAAAGCUUUGUAUGAGGCAGGAGAAAAGAAGUGGGGAACCGACGAGGGCAGGUUCAUUGACAUCUUGUGCCACAAGAGUGUUCCUCAGCUAAGACAAACUCUGGUGGAGUACAAGAAUAUAAGUAAGAAGACUCUGCAGGAGAGCAUCGAGGGUGAAAUGUCCGGAAACUUGGAGGAGCUUCUCGUGGCUGUUGUCAAAUGUGUGAAAAGCGUCCCAGCGUACCUCGCAGAGCGGCUUUUCAAGAGCAUGAGGGGUUUGGGGACAACAGAGUCCACACUGACCCGGAUACUGGUCAGCCGCUCCGAAAUUGACUUGCUGGACAUUAAAGCAGAGUAUAAGAAGCUGUUUGGAUAUUCACUCUACUCUAAGCUGGAGUCUGAAGUGUCAGGCAGCUACGGUGACGCCCUGAAACAUCUGUGCGGCCAAGACUAACUCCCUCGAAAUUCCUGCAAUGACAAAUGGACGAGGAGGGACUUUUCCCAAUAGUGGAACACAAAGGACAACUUGAAUGGAACAUGGCAUUUUAGCUAUUUUGGUACUAAGCCUCACAAACCUAAAAGCAUUUCACAUUCCACUGACUGAUAACUGUGACAAUUAAAUAAAGCAAUACCAAGAUA